UUAUGUGGCAACCUUGAGUUGAAACUAGAGUUACCGCUCGCUUAAACCCGAAACAACCUGCAGUUUUUCUUGAAGAUUUUUUUGAAGAUUUAAAUCAAAUUUUCUACAGAUUGUGAAUGUCAAAGUGAGACAGGAUGCCAGUGAAGCUUGUAUUUGGAGGGAAACUGACACAGUCAGACCCCAAGGAUUUCCCUGUGGUCAUCAUUGGACAGCUGCCUCACAUAACCAGCAUCACCUUUGAUGAUGUGAAAACCAAAUUGGCACCAAGGGUCGAUAAAGAAACAUUUGAUCAAGGUGUAGGAAGCUUAUCCUCCUCGCCGACAUCCAGUUGUCCGCUUUGGUUGAGGAAUGCCACUAUUGCAGCCCUCCCUGUGAAGUGUAGCCGGCACAACGCUCCGUCCCGUGCUCACUCUUUGUCAAAACUUGUCAAAACUUUUCUCUUGGGCCAAGAAGAAUUUGUUGUGAUUGUAUGUGAGAGGAAGGAUGCCUAUGCCUUGGGAUGCUCUGUGGCCCGAGUUUUACCCCUGUUUUCCGGGAAAUCUGGUCAGAGUGCCGAGGACCACAUGUUAACUGUGGAAUUCCUGUUAGUGGGAGAAGACAAGGGCAAACCUCUGACUAAGGACGACCUCCAUGCUAUGUCUGCCUCGGCUCAUGGCAUUCGACUGGCUGCUGAAAUUGUAGACAAGCCUUGCAGUCACAUGAAUACAGAUCAUUUUGUGAAGGAGGCGGAGAUAAUUGCUGGAGAACUGAAGAUUACUCCAUUCAUUGUUCGGGGAGAGGAUUUGAAAGAGAAGGGGUUUGGAGGUAUAUAUAAUGUUGGACGGUCUGCAGAACACCCGCCAGCUCUGGUUGUUCUCAGCCACAAACCAGAGGGCGCUACUAAAAACAUUGCCUGGGUUGGCAAAGGGAUUGUGUUUGACACGGGUGGACUCUGCAUUAAGACAAGGCAAGGCAUGUGUGGGAUGAAGCGUGACUGUGGUGGAGCAGCAGGAAUUCUGGGAGCUUUUUAUGCUGCUGUGAAACUGGGUUUUAGUGAGAAUCUGCAUGCAGUGUUCUGUCUAGCCGAGAAUGCAGUGGGUCCCUUGGCAACCAGAACGGACGAUGUGUACACACAUUACUCAGGAAGAACUGUGGAGGUGAAUAACACAGACGCAGAGGGAAGGCUUGUUCUGGCAGAUGGGGUUGCUUAUGCUAGAAAAGAUUUAAAAGCAGAUGUUGUCGUUGAUAUGGCAACCUUGACUGGUGCCCAAGGAAUUGCCACUGGUAAAUAUCAUGGUAGCAUUGUAACUAAUGAUGAAAACAUGGAACUUUGGUGUGUGAAGGCUGGGCAGAAUUCAGCCGAUCUCGUUCAUCCUAUGCCAUACUCCCCAGAACUUCACUUCCCAGAAUUCAACAGUGCAAUAGCAGAUGCCAAAAACUCUGUAGCGGACAGAAGUAAUGCUCAGGUAUCCUGUGCUGGCCUCUACAUCGCAUCCAACCUUGGCUUUGAUUACUCUGGCGUGUGGCUACAUAUUGAUAUGGCUGCCCCUGUUCACUCCGGGGAGAGAGCAACAGGAUAUGGGGUGGCGCUGCUGGCUACCUUGUUUGGUCAGAUGUCCCAUAAUUCUCUUCUGAAGUACAUAGCGCCACCUGUCUCUAUUCAGGAAGCCAUGGAAGUAGAGAAUGAAGAUUCUGCCAAGAAGAUCCGCCGCCACUAGUGGUGACAGAACAACUGCCUGCAAGCUGUGAUGUUGCACAAAUUAAAUGUUUCUAGCUGGGUUUUUUUUUUUUCAUAUUUGACUUUCACAGUACAAAUGAAUCAUUUAUGAAAUUGGAAAUACAUGCAGGUAACGCUUUAGUUAUUGAGAUCAAAAAGAAAAUUUUGUUUUGGUGCCUCAUUUCCUUGUACAAAAUGUAUAUUAUUAUGUGAUAUACUGUAUGUGAUUUACGAACUGAACUUGUAUAAAGGACAUAGUGGUCUCCAUAUA
Messenger RNA from Ostrea edulis (European flat oyster), 1967 nucleotides. Its product is annotated as probable aminopeptidase NPEPL1. Gene Ontology annotation, cellular component: cytoplasm. NCBI's taxonomy places the organism in Eukaryota, Metazoa, Mollusca, Bivalvia, Ostreida, Ostreidae. Bases 135 to 1697 code for a protein of 520 amino acids. Gene Ontology annotation, molecular function: metalloaminopeptidase activity; manganese ion binding. Gene Ontology annotation, biological process: proteolysis. The transcript has 13 exons. The record is from RefSeq and is a predicted model, not a curated record.